Molecule: messenger RNA, 4200 nt
Organism: Salvia miltiorrhiza (redroot sage)
Lineage: Eukaryota; Viridiplantae; Streptophyta; Magnoliopsida; Lamiales; Lamiaceae
Exons: 12
Coding region: 1-4200 (1399 amino acids)
Biological process (GO): DNA integration
Molecular function (GO): nucleic acid binding; zinc ion binding
Source: RefSeq, a predicted model, not a curated record
AUGGUGGAGAAAUCGGGGCUGACCGAGGUGCAACACCCCAAGCCGUAUCGUUUGCAAUGGCUGAAUGAGACCGGCAUCGUCGAGGUUACCACGCAAGUGAAAGUGCCUAUUCGCCUUGGCAGGUAUGAAGAUGAGGUUUUGUGCGAUGUUAUUCCCAUGCAGGCGACCCACAUUUUGUUGGGUAGACCGUGGCAGGUCGAUAGACGAGCUAUUCAUGAUGAAGUCACCAAUAAGUACUCCUUCGCAUAUAAGCAAAAGAAGUUGGCAAUUGUUUCCCUUAGUCCUCAACAAAUUUAUGAGGAUCACGUGCAACUGCAGCAACGACACAAGGAGGUGGAUAAGGUGCAGUCUACGGAGCAGCCGGUCGAGCAAACAGAGAUGAAGGUUGAAGUGGAGAUUGAUAGAGAGGUUGUUGCUCUCCAAGAUGAGGCGACCGAUCCCGAUAGGCCACAAUUGGAGGAGACCGACAAAGCAAUGGCAGUUGUGGUGGACAUCGAUCAAGAGGUUGUUGCUGUUGAAGAAGAGGAGCCCAAUCUUACGUUGCUGCCAUUGCAGGAUUCACGUGAGAAAGUACUUGAGGAAUAUGUUCCAAUUUCUUUGGAAGCAAAGGUUUUGCUGAUCACGUAUGCAAGUGAAUUCUUUUGUGCUGAAGCGCCGAUGCAUGCUACAUGGCUGUUCGGAAGAAAAGUGAAGCAUGGCAGUAUUUUCAACAAUAAAUUUGUCAUGUUCACGUUUCAAGCAAACUCAAAGUUAGAGCCAAAGCAUUUGGAGCUCAAGAAGGUGAAGUUGGCAGCCAUUGAGUUCUCAGAUUAUGCACUUGUUUGGUGGGAUCAGAUGGUGACGAGUAGAAGGAGAAACAAUGAGCCGCCUAUUCAGACUUGGCAAGAGAUGAAGGCUGUGAUGAGGAAGCGUUUUGUGCCGAAUCAUUACUACCGCGAGCUUUUCAACAAGUUGCAGACUUUGAGGCAAGGCAGUCGGAGUGUGGAUGAGUAUUAUAAGGAGAUGGAGGUUGCCAUGAUUCGAGCCAAUGUGGUGGAGGAGCGAGAGGCGACCAUGGCGAGAUUCUUGACUGGUCUGCAUUGGGAUAUUCGUGAUAAGGUGGAGUUGCAGCACUACGUUGAGUUGGAGGACAUGGUUCACAUGGCCAUCAAGAUCGAGAAUCAACUCAAGAGGAGGGGCAACAACAUUUCUAAUGGUUCCUCGUCAAAAGGGAAUCAAUGGAAAAAGGAGGCACCGCCGAGAGAGGAGAAGAAGCCGUUCGUUAGGUCCCGACCCGAGGGAUCCGGUGCAGCAAAUCAGGGCAGUCCGGCCGUUUCUGAUGGUCGAAAUCGAGAUAAGAAGUGCUUCAAGUGCCAAGGCUUCGGGCAUAUUAUGAGUGACUGCCCGAACAGGAGAAUUAUGAUCUUGAGAGAUGACGGCGAAGUCGUGACGGAUGAUGGUACCGAUGAUGAGGAGGAGUGUGAGGAGAUUUUCGCGCCCAAUGGACAGCUUUUUGUAGCUAGGAGAGCUUUGAGUGUCCAAACUCAACCCAAUGAGCGAGAGCAGCGGGAGAACCUCUUUCACACGAGAUGUCUUGUUCAAGACAAGGUAUGUAGUGUGAUCAUUGAUGGCGGGAGUUGCACGAAUGUGGCUAGAAGAGCCAUGGUUGAGAGAUUGGGGCUGACCACGGAGAAGCAUUCCAAGCCAUAUCGUUUGCAGUGGCUGAAUGAGACAGGCGUCAUCAAAGUGACGAAGCAAGUGAAGGUUCCCUUUCGCAUUGGGAAGUAUGAGGAUGAGGUUGUGUGUGAUGUGAUCCCUAUGCAAGCGAGCCACAUCCUGUUGGGGCGACCGUGGCAGUUUGAUCGCCGUGAGUUUGAUGAUGUUUUUCCCGACGAUACACCUGCCGGUUUACCACCAAUUCGAGGGAUUGAGCAUCAGAUUGACUUUGUGCCCGGCGCUACACUGCCGAACCGACCAGCUUACCGAACCAAUCCGGAGGAGACAAAGGAGUUGGAGAGGCAAAUUGGCGAGUUAUUGGCCAAAGGGCAUGUGAGGGAGAGUUUGAGUCCUUGUGCGGUACUCGUUCUACUUGUACCGAAGAAGGACUCGUCUUUGAGGUUUGUUGUUAGUGCGCAGGGUGUACAGGUUGAUGACGAGAAGAUACGAGCUAUCCAAGAGUGGCCAACGCCGACGAACGUUGCAGCAGUUCGAAGCUUUCAUGGACUUGCUAGUUUCUACAGGCGAUUCGUGCCUCAUUUUAGCAGUGUUGCAGCACCAUUGACGGAAGUCAUCAAGAAGAAUGUGGAGUUUAAGUGGGGCAAGGCGCAAGAGGAGGCAUUUCAACAGUUGAAAUACAAAUUGACCCACGCCCCGGUAUUAUCUCUUCCUAAUUUCUCCAAAUCUUUUGAGAUUGAAUGUGAUGCUUCUGGUGUUGGUAUUGGUGCAGUGUUGAUGCAAGAGAGACGACCCAUUGCGUAUUUCAGCGAGAAGCUAAACGGGGUGACAUUGAGUUAUCCCACGUAUGAUAAGGAGCUGUACGCAUUGGUGAGAGCUUUGCAAACGUGGCAGCACUACUUGUGGCCCAAUGAGUUCGUCAUUCACACGGAUCACGAGUCGUUGAAACACUUGAAGGGGCAGCACAAGUUGAACAAGCGGCAUGCAAGGUGGAUGGAGUUCAUUGAGACGUUUCCCUACAUCAUCAAAUACAAGCAAGGUAAAGAGAAUGUGAUGGCUGACGCACUUUCUCGGAGCCAUGAUGACUAUCUUUUUAGGAAGAAUAAGUUAUGUGUUCCUGAUAGUUCUUUACGUGAGUUGUUAUUGCUUGAGUCUCAUGGUGGGGGUUUGAUGGGACAUUUUGGCAUUGCUAAGACUUUAGCUGUUCUGCAUGAGCAUUUCUUUUGGCCUCAUAUGAAACGUGAUGUUGAGAGAAUUUGUGGUCGAUGUGUUACAUGUAAACAAGCUAAGUCUAGGGUGAGUUCCCAUGGAUUGUAUACACCAUUGCCUAUUCCUACAGCACCUUGGAUUGAUAUUUCUAUGGAUUUUGUGUUAGGUUUGCCUAGGACUAAGCGUGGUCGAGAUUCCAUCUUUGUGGUUGUUGAUCGAUUUUCUAAGAUGGCACAUUUUAUUCCAUGUCAUAAAUCUGAUGAUGCAUCUCAUGUAGCUGAUCUAUUCUUUAGAGAGAUUGUUAGAUUGCAUGGCAUGCCUAGGACUAUUGUUUCUGAUAGGGAUUCGAAGUUCUUGAGAUACUUUUGGAAGACUUUGUGGUGUAAGUUGGGUACUAAACUUUUGUUUUCUACUACUUGUCAUCCACAAACUGAUGGUCAAACAGAGGUAGUGAAUAGGACUUUGUCUACUUUGCUUAGAGCUAUUAUCAAGAAAAACAUUAAGUCUUGGGAAGAUUGUUUGCCUCAUGUUGAGUUUGCUUAUAAUCGUUCUGUUCAUUCUGCUACUCAAUUUUCACCAUUUGAGAUUGUGUAUGGAUUUAAUCCUUUGACUCCAUUGGAUUUAUCUCCCUUACCUUGGGUAUGGCUGCACAUGCGCAAGGAAAGGUUUCCAUUGCAGCGGAGAUCCAAGUUACUUCCUAGAGGCGACGGGCCAUUUCAAGUGUUGGAGCGCAUCAAUGACAAUGCCUACAAGUUGCAACUGCACAAGGAAGCGGAUGAGGUGAAGUUUAGGGCGCAGCCGGUCGAGAACAAGGAGAUGCAGGUUGAGGUGGCGAUUGAUAGAGAGGUUGUUCCACAAUUGGAGGAGACCGACGAAGCAAUGGCAGUUGUGGUGGACAUCGAUCGAGAGGUUGUUGUUGUUGAACAAGUAGAGCCCGAUCUUACGUUGCUGAUAUUGAAGGAUUCACGUGAGAAAGUGCGUGAGGAAUCUGUUCCAUAUAUUUUGGCAGAGUUUGAGCCGACGCAUAUGGUUUUUGAUCCCGGCAAGAUGAAUGAUGGACAAGAGAGAGAAGCUAAGGUCCUUACAUUGUUUCUAGCAGCCAAUGAAGAUUUUGUUUUUGAUCCAGAUUCGAGGACGAAUCCACUUGAAGAAGAAGGGAAUGAUGGAGACGCAUCCAAGCUGGCCAAGGACAAGAUGGAUCCUUUGAUUGUUCAAAGUGGGCCAAUCACAAGAGCUAGAGCCAAAAGAAUAAAGGAGUCCAUGAUGCUUUUAGUUGAACUUAUCAAGACACUUGAGCAAGGUCUUGUGGCGUUCAUCCAUACCGAGGUUCUUGGCUGA